Agelaius phoeniceus (red-winged blackbird) is the source of this 2521-nucleotide messenger RNA. Its product is annotated as cystine/glutamate transporter-like. Gene Ontology annotation, biological process: amino acid transmembrane transport. Lineage: Eukaryota; Metazoa; Chordata; Aves; Passeriformes; Icteridae. Gene Ontology annotation, molecular function: L-amino acid transmembrane transporter activity; NAD+ poly-ADP-ribosyltransferase activity. Gene Ontology annotation, cellular component: membrane. The record is from RefSeq and is a predicted model, not a curated record.
ACCCUGAGGACACUUGGGAGGCUGUAGCUCCUGAAUGUGUGACCUUCCCCUGUGAUUAGAAGAAAGCCAUGGGGAAAGACAAGAAAGAAGAGGCCAUCUUCCUGAGGAAGAAGAUCACUUUGCUGCGGGCUUUCUCACUGCUCAUCGGCAGCAUGGUUGGCAGUGGCAUCUUCAUCUCCCCCAAAGGAGUCCUGAAAAACUCCGGCAGCGUGGGCUUCUCCCUGCUCGUCUGGUUUUCCUGUGGGCUUCUCUCCAUGUUUGGUGCCUUGUGUUAUGCAGAGCUUGGAACAAGAAUCACCAAGUCUGGAGGACAUUACAUCUACAUUUUGGAGACACUAGGGCCUCUGCCAAGCUUCUUAUUCCUGUGGGCAGAGUUUUUUGCUAUCAGGCCUGCCAACAGUGCUGUGGUUUCCCUGGCAUUUGGGCGCUACAUGCUGGAGCCGUUCUUCGCCCCCUGUGCUGCCCCUGUCCCUGCAGUGAAGCUCGUGUCUCUCCUGGGCUACUACACGGUCCUGACCCUCAAUUCCUGGAGCGUCACCUGGAGCGCACGGCUGCAGACGGCUCUCUCCGUCAUCAAACUCCUGGCCCUUGCACUCAUCAUCGUGCCAGGGAUGAUGCUGCUGGCCCAGGGCCACACCGAGAACUUCCAGGAUGCUUUUGACAGGCAGUCGCUGGUUCUGGAUAAGCUCCCCCUGGCUUUCUAUGCAGGCAUGUUCGCAUACUCCGGCUGGUUUCAGACCGGCUUUGUGCGCGAGGAGUUGGUCAAACCUGAACGAAAUAUCCCCCUGGCUGUCAUCGUGUCUGUGAUCACAGUAAUUGUGGGAUACAUGCUCACCAACGUCUCCUAUUACACAGUCUUGGGAACAGAAGAUGUUCUGGCUUCUCCUGCUGUGGCUGUGAGCUUUGUGCAGCGAGCCUUCAAAAGCCUGAUCUCCGUGGUCCCUGUCCUUGUUGCACUGUCCUGCUUUGGAACCAUGAAUGGAGGAAUCUUCACAUUUUCAAGGACUCUGUUUGUGGCUUCCAGGGAAGGGCAGUGGCCUCCUCUCUUCUCCAUGAUCCACAUUCGAAGGCAUACCCCCCUUCCUGCUGUCAUGUUAAUGUUCCCUUUGGUCACUGCCAUGGUGUGCAUUGGAGACAUCUACCACCUACUGAACUUCUUCAGCUUUUCCCGAUGGCUCUUCAUAGGAUUGGCCACCCUGGGGCUCAUCGUCCAUCGCUGCCGUCACCCGGAGCUGCACAGCCCCUUCCAGGUUCCCUUGUUUGUUCCUGUCUCUUUUACCAUCAUCUGCCUCUUCACAGUGGCAAUGUCUUUCUACUCAGACCCUGUGAACAUCAGCAUUGGAUGCACCAUAGUUCUGAGUGGUUUUCCAGUCUACUACCUCAUCAUUCACAGGCAGAUGUCCGAUCGCUGCCGCAACCUGUUUUGUGGUGUGUCUAGGAUAGAGUGCAGAGCGGAGACUUUGCUGGGCAGAGCAAGCAGCCAGGUGCCCAUCAGCUCUUCUGCACUUGUUGUCUCUUCUGCACUCUGUGUUGUCUCCCGACUCAUCUGUCUGCUCCUGAAAAUGGAGUAUGUCUGGUAUUGGCUCGAUGAUUCCAACCAGUGGAUUGAGUAUGGGAAAGAGCACCCAGGUCACGCCACUGCCACUGUAACAUCUGCAUUUCUGGAGAAUGAAUAUCAAGCUGACAAGAAUGGUAUUAUUUUCUUCAGGGCUGGUUCUCAGCAGUAUCUGUUAAACUUUGCAGACAUGGUCCAAACAAAUGUGCUCUUUAAAACUCAAAGAAGUGUUAUUCGACUGCCUAAAGAAUCUGAAGAUGGACAAGAUGGAAGCCAAAACACGACUCUAUCACAUCCUGUCUACCCUCCACAGUGGGACCAAACUGCACUACCUGAUAUUGGGUACAAGUUGAUACAGCUCAGCACUGAUUCCCAAGAAUAUAUAAAAAUCAAGAGGCUGUUUGAGAAGACAAUGAAAGGUUACUGCAUCAACAAACUGCAGAGGAUUCAGAACCCAACACUUUGGGACAUCUUUCAGUGGCAAAAAGAAAAGAUGAAGAAGCUCCAUAAAUUGAAAGGGGUGAACGAGAGGCUCCUGUUCCAUGGCACAAGUGCAUCCCAUGUGUCUGCCAUCUGUGAGCAGAACUUUGACUGGAGACUCUGUGGGACCCAUGGGACAAUGUAUGGAAAAGGAAGCUACUUUGCCAGAGAUGCCAGCUAUUCCCAUGAGUACUGCUCCUCUCUCGGUGGGCGCUACCACAUGUUCAUAGCUCAGGUUCUUGCUGGAGACUUUGUGCGGGGGAACCCUGAGUACUGCCGCCCUCCACCCAGAGACAAAAACUCAAACAGACUUUAUGACAGCUGCGUGGAUGACCCCACAGACCCUUCCAUCUUUGUCAUCUUUGAGAAGCAACAAAUUUACCCUGCCUAUAUCUUGGAGUACAGCCUUGAGACCAGCUGUGUGGUCCUGUAAUGAAUGGUGGAACAUCUUUUGAAUUCACACUGAAUAAAUUACUCUUCAGUACA